Messenger RNA from Mucor mucedo, 1114 nucleotides. RefSeq lists its product as uncharacterized. The record is from RefSeq and is a predicted model, not a curated record. Lineage: Eukaryota; Fungi; Mucoromycota; Mucoromycetes; Mucorales; Mucoraceae. The transcript has a single exon. Gene Ontology annotation, biological process: SCF-dependent proteasomal ubiquitin-dependent protein catabolic process. Gene Ontology annotation, cellular component: SCF ubiquitin ligase complex. Bases 142 to 1035 code for a protein of 297 amino acids.
CUCGCUUUACAGUUCCAUUACGUAUAAGAGCGAUCGAAUUAUAUAAUCCAUACUCUUUUUCCUUUUUUUUCUGGUUAUCUUUUACGAGCUUCUUUUUUCUAUUUUUUACUUUUUCUUUCUUAUUGUUACUAGAUUAGAUAAAUGCGCAAAGUAUGCUUGCCACUGGAUGUAGUACUGAUUAUACUCGAAUACUAUUCUGAUCAAUCCAUGCUAUAUGAAUUAAGUCUGACUUGCCGUACUAUGUCACCACAUGCUCUUCGUCAGUUAUGGUACAUGCCUUAUGUUAGCAACAUUACAUCAUUGUUUUAUUUGUCGACUACGCUCCAAUUAUCAAAUCCACAAUAUGCUUACAAAGAUUGGAUCGUGGGCUUAGCAUUACACAUGCGAAAAGAAAAGGACGGUUAUAGCUAUCAAAUCAUUCACAAAGACAUUUUUGAAGGAUUAUCACAAUUGCGGUUAGAAAUUCUAUCUUUACAGCAAAUCCACGUCUUGAAAGAAAAUGCCACAUUCUUUGAACUCUUUUUAAAAUCCCAAUUAAAUCAAGGCCUGUCAGAAUUACACUUGUAUGAUUGUACUCCCGUCACAUUUACAUCUAUUUCCAAAGCUAUACAACAAGAACCGCGUAUUCAUCUAAGAUCUUUGGCCAUCCAUCAUUGUAGUCUAACUGAUCACCAAGUAGAAAAACUUGUUCAAUUUUGUCCCACUCUCCAUACUUUGAGGCUCGAGAAAUGUGGUUGUUUAUCAGAUACAGCAACAAUUGCUAUUGCUCAAAAUUGCCCUUUAUUACAUACACUGGUUGUGACAUUACCUCCCAACAUUGUCCAGAGUAAUAUGAUUACUCUUCAAACUCUACAAGCUUUAAACUCAAAUUGUUUGUCACUCAAUAAAUUUAUUUGUACCGGUCAAACUCGGAUCGCAGAGUUCUCGCAUUUAUUCACAUGGACAGUAACUACUACUGUUCUUGAGACUGACCCUGUCAUCAACGCCGAUCUAUCCCCCUUGCGCACAAAUCGCGCAUUUUUUUUAAAGAAAUAAUAAAAAUACAUUUUAAAAUUUCCCAUCACGGGCUUUUAAACUUACGAAAGGUGGGAAGUAAUAUUCAUUUGGUCAAAUA